UAUAAAGAGGUGAUGCAACCCCGGGCAGGAGAGAGUGAGUGAGUGGCGGAGGCAGGGAGGCUCACACGGUCACUGACACUCACACGGGGCACCUCUGCCUGUCUGUCUGCCCCUGCUCGGAGGACACCGACAGCUCCAGCGAGAAAAUGAUGCUUCAGUACUCUGGACAAGGAUCGGCGGCGGAGGUCAGCGCCUCGGCGAUCGUUCCCUGCCUCUCGCCAACGAUGUCGUUCGGCUUCGAAGACUUCGCCAACUUUACGCCGCUGGUGAAGGAGGAACUGAGGUUCGCCAUUCAGAACAAGCGCAGAGCGCCCUGCACGCUGGAUACCGUAGUAGUCUCUGAAGGACCCGUGCAAGUGUCCAUCCCUAAAACCGAGUUUGUGCCAGAAGAGGACGAGAGGAAAAAGAGGAGAAGAGAAAGGAAUAAGGUAGCAGCUGCUAAAUGUCGAAACAAGAAGAAGGAAAAAACUGAAAGUCUACAGAAGGAAUCUGAGAAGUUGGAAUCAAUCAACGCAGAUCUGAAAGCCCAGAUCGAGGAAUUAAAGAACGAGAAGCAACACUUAAUAUACAUGCUUAACCUCCACCGACCUACCUGCAUAGUCCGGGCGCAGAACGGAAGGACACCAGAAGAUGAACGGAACCUUUUUAUCCAACAGAUCAAAGACGGAACCCUUCAGAGCUAAAUGACUGAGACAGACAAUCGAAUCCCGCUAUUGUAUUGCAAGUAGAACUCCUAAGCCAUCCUGAGCCCUCGUGGAUAUGAUGUAUUCUGGAGGGGGGCCAGGUUGCUGCAGAAUUUCCGUCCGGGGAAAAAGGAAGCUCUAUGAAGAACGAAGUGAACAAGUCACAUCGGUGGAAAGUAUCUCACCUGAGUUGUAUGCUCAAUACUCUCAACUUUUUUUUCUCAACUGGUGUUCUUGGAAGCCAUUAAAAAACAGUUAUAUGCUGUCUUUUUUUUGUAAACAAGAGCAAUGGACUAGUUUUGCCUCCAAUAGCUGAUCUAUGUGAUCAUUUCUGCUUUUUUUUUUGCUAAAAAGGAAAGCACAAGUUGAAAGUAUUGAGUGUUUUCAGGCAGUUGGUUGCGCGGAAGUGUUACGCUCCGAGCCGCUGCCUUGCAAGUCAAGAGAAAAGGUUUCUCUUGAUCCCUUAAGAAGUGUUGAAGACUGGACAAGGUCCGUACAUUAGCCCCAUGGCUUUAUG
Molecule: messenger RNA, 1200 nt
Organism: Spea bombifrons (plains spadefoot toad)
Lineage: Eukaryota; Metazoa; Chordata; Amphibia; Anura; Pelobatidae
Gene: ATF3
Product: activating transcription factor 3
Exons: 4
Coding region: 147-683 (178 amino acids)
Biological process (GO): regulation of transcription by RNA polymerase II
Cellular component (GO): nucleus
Molecular function (GO): DNA-binding transcription factor activity, RNA polymerase II-specific; RNA polymerase II cis-regulatory region sequence-specific DNA binding
Source: RefSeq, a predicted model, not a curated record